Molecule: messenger RNA, 488 nt
Organism: Myotis brandtii (Brandt's bat)
Lineage: Eukaryota; Metazoa; Chordata; Mammalia; Chiroptera; Vespertilionidae
Product: transmembrane protein 82-like
Exons: 3
Coding region: 46-456 (136 amino acids)
Source: RefSeq, a predicted model, not a curated record
UCUCCGGAGCAGACCAGGCCCGAGGCUGGGCUGGAUCUGGCUGCCAUGUUCUCCCUGCCGUCCCUCCCCUCCUGGCUCCCGGGCCUCUCCUCCCUCGAGUGGGGCUCCGGCCUCCUCCUCGACUCUGUUCUGAAAGGCCUCAUCGGGGCCUGCGGAGUCUCCGUCCUGAACAGCCUCCUGAAGGUUUACUUCUUCGUGGGCUGUGCCAACAACCCGGAAUGGCGGCUGGAAAAGGAGCGGCUGCAGGCCCGGUGGGCCUUGCUGGAGUCCGUGCACCUGCCCGGGCUGGCCCUGAUCCUGACCCUCGUGGGGCCCCGGGUGGCCUCCCUGGUGGUGCUGGAGUUCUCCCUCAGGGCUGUCUCCACGCUGCUGUCCCUGGACAAGGUGAGGCCGGGAGGUGGUGGGUGCGCACUGCUGGCCCCGCAGGCUAGAUCGUUGGAGUGCAUCAUCCCAUGACCCUCACAAGCACAGGGGGAAACUGAGGCUCA